Messenger RNA from Brassica napus (rape), 1877 nucleotides. RefSeq lists its product as uncharacterized. The transcript has a single exon. Gene Ontology annotation, molecular function: protein binding. Bases 475 to 1407 code for a protein of 310 amino acids. The record is from RefSeq and is a predicted model, not a curated record. Lineage: Eukaryota; Viridiplantae; Streptophyta; Magnoliopsida; Brassicales; Brassicaceae.
CGAGACACGAUUGAUCGAUCAUAUGCUUUGCCUUCUUGUUAUAUUUGUGAUGGGAAAAAUAUAGGCUUUCCAGGCCCGCAUACCAAGUCCAGCAAGGAGUUGAAGAUGUUAUUUCUUUUUUGUGUAAUGUGUCGGCUGAUUUUAUAAAGAGAUAUGGGAUUAGGAAAUUAUAUCAAAUAUACAAAUCAGAGAUAAAGAGAAAAGGAAAAUAUACAAAAGCUAAUGGGAUUAGGAAAGGCAAUAGCUUUUGGUAUAAAUAUAAGACGUCUAGACCUGAUUUGAGCAUCCGAUUGAAAAGAGAGAGAGAGAGAGAUCAAGAGAAUUAGCAAUUUAAAAAGAGUGUUUUAUUGCUUCGUCUUGUGACCUUUAUCGCAUAAAGUUGGUUUAAAUCCUCUAACAAUUUGUUUUUUUUUUCUCUUCCUAUCUCGUUCAUAAACUGCAACAUAAUGUUGAAAACACUUAGCAAAAAAAAAAAUGUUGAAAACAGAAAAGUCAUGGGUCGUAUCAGAUUCUACCAUUACUAGCAAGUUUGGACAUCGUCCUCCUUCUACCUAUUCCAUGAAGAUCCAAAGCCUCUCUCAACUCAAGACUCUCUUCUCCGGUACUGACGGAUACAAAUCCCGUACCUUCUCUUCCGGCAAAUAUAACUGGAAGUUGGUUGUAUAUCCCAAAGGAAACGAAAAAGACAACGGGACAGGGUUUGUCUCAAUGUACGUUGAAUUAGAUAGCGAAAGCGCCUCGUCCACUAUCUUGGCAUAUCUCACCUUUUUCAUCUACAACAAGAAAGAAAACAAAUACUUUACUAUUCAAGACGAUGAAGAGAAGCAGUUCAAUGCAUUAAGACCGGUGCAUGGGUUUCCGCAAGUACUUCCGCUUGAUACGUUCAACGAUCCUAAAAACGGAUACGUAUUUGAUGGAGAUGUUCAGUGUGAGUUUGGCGUUGAUGUGAUGGUUCCACUUACCAAUUGGGAAGUUGUCUCCAAUACCCAGGAAUACUCCAAUACAAAAUUCUGUUGGACGCUCGAAAACUUCUCUGAGUUGAAAGAGCAUUGCUACGUAUCAAGCAAGAUCUUAGUGGGAGGAAGGAAUUGGGUGCUUAAGCUGUAUCCUAAAGGCCUAAACACUAUAUAUUCCGCAUGGUUGUCCCUCUUUCUGCAUAUAGCCGAUGAUGAAACAGUGAAGACAGGUGAGGAGACUUACGUGCAGUGUGAUAUGCGAAUUCUCGACCCGUUUGGAUGCGACCACUUGACUAAAAAGAUUAAUCAAAGGUUCGGCAACUCCAUCCCAACUUGGGGCUGGCAUAAAUUUGUGUCGUUGGCUAAUCUUGAGAAGGUUUACUUGGACAAUCUAGGUUCUUUGGAAGUAGAGAUACAUUUUAAAGUUGUUUCGUCCACCAAAUAUUCAUGAAGAUCUAGUUGUUUAUUCAGAUUCUGGGGUUUUUAUAUUUAUUGUUUAGAAGAUUAGUUACUACCUAUCGCUAUUUAGCUUUGUUUUAAAAUUUGUGAUGAGUCUAUUAAAUAUAAAAGAUCUUUUUACAUUUUUGUUAUUUUAUAUAUAAAAAACUACAUAUAUUUCAAAAAAAUCCAUAUCAAAUUCAAACCGAACUGAUAAACAUAGUCCGUAAGUAUCAAAAAAAAGAACAAAGAAAACAGAAGAGGAAAUCAAAACUAGUAAAGUCAGACGUUCCUUUCCUUCUUUCAUACAUUCAUGACACUUUGAUUAUUAUUCGAUGAAUCAAUUUAAGUCAAUCUUAUUCUUAUCAAACAAUUAAAAAAAGUUUAAAAGUAGUUUCAUUUGGAAAUUUUGCACGCAUAUUAAAAAAUUAUCUAAAAACUCCAUUUUAUUUUUUGUUCACACAUUAAAUAAUUUUUUUAAUA